AGGAAGCAGCGCUCCUCCCUUUUGUCGCCUGUUAACUUUCACUUUUGAUUUCUCUCCGUGCCGGUUGUUUUUACACCGCAUUAUUGUGUGGAUUAUGGCUCAUACUUUGAACGAACUCGCUGAAGCAAAGAAAGAGCUGGCGACAUUGGAAGGAAAAAGUCAAAAGAGCUGAGGAGGUAAAAGCCAGGAUGAUGUUGGAAAAACAUGAAGAUGAAGACCAGAUGAAGGCUGAGGAGCACAUGUACACGUGCCUCAAAGAACAGGAGGAGAGUUCAAAGGAGUUCAAUGAAAGCAUGGCCAGUGUUCAGGAAGAAGUUUUCAUGGCUGAAAAACACAAUCAACAUCUAUUGGAAAAACUGAGGAGAUGCCAUGCUGCACUGGAAGAUAAAAGAGCAGAGUCCAUGAUACUGAACAAAAAAUUCAAGAUUUCUGCAGCCCUCCCUGCCAUGGAGGUGAAUUUUUCUCGCCAAACGACGGAGGAUGAUGGCGAUGGCGAUCAGUUCAUUCAAGGAGUGUUUGCCAUCAGCCAGAAACCCGCUGUGAUACUGAAGGGAGGACAAGCCCUCCUCACCUUUGAAGAGGAGAAAGUGGCUUCUCAGGUUUUGAAGAUUCCUAAGUGCUCUGUGUUGUAUGAGGAAACACAAUUGGAUGUGAAACCAAAAAGAGUAUCAGUGGAACCUACAGUAAAGUUUGAGCUCCACCUCAGUGUUUCCAGAAAAGAGCUCAUUGUGUCUGACAUCCCAUCUUCCAUGUCUGUGGAGCAAACAAAGGACCGACUGCACAUCAAUUUCUCCAGGCCCAGCAGAGGAGGAGGAGAGGUGGAAAACAUCGAGUAUGACCAGAACACUGGGACAGGCCAUAUCACCUUUCUUCAUCCUGGAGUUGCUGAAAGCCUGGCUCUGAGAGGGCGCUACACUGUGGAUCUACAAUCCCCAGUCAGCGUGCACGUUGGUCCUGUUUGCAAGAAGCAGUUACGAAAAUUUCAGACCUUCUGUGGUGUUCCAAAGCGCACCAUCCUUCUUGAUGAGAUCAGAGAUUUUGGGGAUGAAGAGGACCUUCAGGACGUCCUGGAGAUCCAUUUCCAGAAGCCAAGCAACUAUGGUGGUGAGAUUGAGAACAUCAAGUACAUCUCCAAAGGGAAAAGGCUGCAGGCCUUCUUCUGCGAGGACAAAAGUGAAGUGCACACUUAGUUUUGCCAUGAUCAUACUAUGGUUCAUCUGUUGCGGUGUCUCUAAAAUAUUGUCUUGCCUUUUUCAUUAAUGUCAAAUCAAAGUAAAAAAACUGUGUGUGUGUGUGUGUGUAUGUGUAUAUAUAUAUAUAUAUAUAUAUAUAUAUAUAUAUAUAUAUAUAUAUAUAUCCCUCUGCCAAAUAAAAUGUGUGGCUCUUUCACGGCACUUCACAGAAUGCAGCUCAAACAUUUUUUACCAGAUGAUUGACAUGACUUAAAUAUGUGCUACAUGAAUGCUACUGUGCCUUAAUUGAGAGUGUCGUCGAUUCAGAACAUGGUGCCAUUUUGGUUCCAACUGCGCUGAACUGCUGAAUGAACCUUUAAUGUUUUCAACAUUUUUUUUAAAAUCAUUUAACCACAUACAGCCACACAUCCAGGUACAAUUGCUAUCAAAACAAAUCUAAAAGUAGUUAUGCUAUCAAAUUUACAUAAUUUUACAAUUUAUGAUUUUAUUUAAUUAAUUUAAAGCCUGAUUUAUGCAGCUCCAACUCUGUAACACCGUGUCAUGCAGUGACAUGUGUGAUAGUUUUAAAGUUCUCCGUCUCUUGAUUAUGCUUUAUUAUGUACUAAGUUGACCGUCAACAAGCUUUUCUUUCUACAAUCAUCACCUCUAAAUCAAAAGUAAGCUGAACAUUUUCCUCUUU
Molecule: messenger RNA, 1872 nt
Organism: Thalassophryne amazonica
Lineage: Eukaryota; Metazoa; Chordata; Actinopteri; Batrachoidiformes; Batrachoididae
Gene: nmi
Product: N-myc (and STAT) interactor
Exons: 9
Coding region: 189-1190 (333 amino acids)
Cellular component (GO): cytoplasm
Source: RefSeq, a predicted model, not a curated record